Messenger RNA from Sphaerodactylus townsendi, 2032 nucleotides. It is a transcript of the gene CHRNA5, whose product is annotated as cholinergic receptor nicotinic alpha 5 subunit. NCBI's taxonomy places the organism in Eukaryota, Metazoa, Chordata, Lepidosauria, Squamata, Sphaerodactylidae. The coding region runs from base 1 to 1404 and encodes 467 amino acids. The record is from RefSeq and is a predicted model, not a curated record. Gene Ontology annotation, biological process: regulation of membrane potential; nervous system process; monoatomic ion transmembrane transport. Gene Ontology annotation, molecular function: acetylcholine-gated monoatomic cation-selective channel activity; transmembrane signaling receptor activity. The transcript is spliced from 6 exons. Gene Ontology annotation, cellular component: postsynaptic membrane; neuron projection; synapse.
AUGGCAGAGCCUCAUCCCUGGGCGGCUCUCUUCUUUUUCUUCCUCCUCCUCCUCCUCCCUCUGGCCGCAGCCCCCGAGCCCGGCAGCGGCGGCUUUGCUGCGGGUACAGCCGAGCCUUCCUUCAUUGCUAAAAGCGAAGACCGUUUGUUCAGGCACUUAUUUGGAGACUACGAAAAAUGGGUGCGCCCCGUGGAGCGCUUGAACAGUACGAUCAGAGUGAAAUUUGGCCUGGCCAUUUCGCAGCUGGUGGACGUGGAUGAGAAAAAUCAGUUGAUGACUACAAAUGUUUGGUUGAAACAAGAGUGGGUUGACGAGAAACUGAGGUGGGACCCUAACGAUUACGGAGGAAUAACAUCCAUCCGUGUCCCUUCGGAUUCGAUAUGGAUUCCCGAUAUAGUUCUGUAUGACAACGCCGACGGUCGUUUCGAAGGCACCGCAACCAAGACCGUCGUGAAAUAUGACGGUACUAUCGCUUGGACUCCACCCGCCAACUAUAAAAGCUCCUGUACUAUCGACGUGACUUAUUUUCCGUUCGACCUCCAGAACUGUUCCAUGAAAUUUGGCUCCUGGACCUACGACGGCUCACAAGUGGAUAUCGUUCUGGAGGACCACGAAGUGGACAAGAGGGACUUUUUUGAUAACGGGGAAUGGGAAAUUGUAACCGCCACUGGAGUCAGAAGGAACCGGACGGACGGAUGUUGUUGGUACCCGUUCAUUACGUAUUCGUUUAUAAUUAGGCGCCUGCCUCUUUUUUAUACCCUGUUCCUUAUCGUCCCCUGCAUAGGGUUGUCGUUCUUAACCGUCCUCGUCUUCUACCUCCCGUCUUACGAAGGCGAGAAGAUCUCUCUGUGCACCUCCGUACUUGUGUCUUUAACCGUCUUCCUGCUGGUCAUCGAAGAGAUCAUACCGUCGUCCUCUAAAGUCAUUCCUCUGAUCGGCGAAUAUUUGGUGUUCACGAUGAUUUUCGUGACGUUAUCCAUCGUCAUCACGGUGUUCGCUAUCAACGUUCACCACCGAUCCUCGUCGACGCACGCCGCCAUGGCGCCUUGGGUCCGCAAGAUAUUCCUCCACCAGCUCCCCAGGCUGCUCUGCAUGAGGAGCCACGUGGAUCGGUACUUUGCUCGGAACGAGGAACCCGAUCCUCCUAACGGAUCGGAGCCCUCGAGGAACACGUUGGAAGCGGCCUUAAAUUCUAUCCGCUACAUUACGAGGCACAUUGUCAAGGAGAAUGAAGUGCAUGAGGUUGUCGAAGACUGGAAGUUUAUAGCUCAGGUCCUGGACCGCGUGUUCUUGUGGACAUUUCUAAUGGUUUCGAUCGUUGGAUCUCUUGCGCUGUUUAUCCCCGUAAUUCAUAAAUGGGCCAGCAUAAUCGUCCCGGUCCAUAUUGGAAGCACAAACGCAUAAAUGUGGGGGGGCUAGGGCAGCGUUGACGAUCUUUCUAAGAAUUUUAAUAGUGACUUAACGACUACUUAUAUCUUUGGCACAAUUUAACACGGAACGAGGAAAAUUUUACAAAGGGCGGAUCCUAGAGGCGAGGGGGUUGGGCACACAUUUAAAUACUAGCAGAAUAUUCUUUGUAGCUUUUAGAUCACAGGCGUCAAAUUCACGGCCCUCCAGAUGUUAUAGACUACAGUUCCCAUCACCCCCUGCCAGCAUCAUGCUGGCAGGGGAUGAUGGGAACUGUAGUCCAUAACAUCUGGAGGGCUGCGAGCUUGACACCUAUGUUUUAGAGCAUCAUUUUCCUUACAGGAGGCAUCAUUACCUUGACGGGUCCUCGAUCCAGCCGAAGGCGUGAGGGAUCGGCAGACAGCUCGGGCUACUGGGGAAAUAGGGUGAAUUUUGUAUAAUAAGUCUUGGUGUAUGAUAUAGAACAAUUCAGGUAUUCAGUGCGCUUGGUUAGUUUUGUCUCAGUAACCCCUGCAUCAGUCUUGCGAGGCGGGACAGUCGUAUUAUCCUCAUACUAGCACUAAAGCCCAUUUUAAAUUAAAAUGAAAUGGGCUCUAGACAAGGGAAGAAGAAGAAGAGCUUGGAU